CAAACAAAUAUGUUACCUGUUUUGACGGACUUUAGUAAAUUUUACCAUCGUCUCAGUAUACUCGUGACAGUAUUUAUAACCGUGAAUCUCGCCCGAAUAAGAGCGGAAAACUGCGGCCAGGAGGAGCUGGCCAAGUGCGCCCGCCCGUUCCAGGUGAUACAAUCGUCGACGGAUCUGUCCAUCGCCACCAAGAAGGAGGACCUGGAAAAGAUAUGCCCUGAUCUGAACAACGGCUUGCAGUGUAUAAGGAGUUACACGCGACGCUGCAUGACCCUGGAGCAACGGAACCGCUUCAACAAGCUGUACAACGGAACGCACCAGUUCGUGCGCGACCUGUGCCGGGAGGGCGAGUACCAGACCGAGUUCCUGUCGCACGCACCCUGCCUGCAGCUGGUCCGUCCGGACUACGAGGUGUGCGGGCGUCGGUACCAUCACACCGUGACGGCCAUUACGCAGCAGUCGCAGCCCGGUCAAGGGGAGCACCAGCACGAGCAUCAACACCACGAGCACCAGCACCAGCACCACGGUCAGCACGAGCUGCACGGAGAGGCCGGUCAUCAGCACGAACGGCGCCACCGCAACCAUCGGACCGCCAGCCGGACGGACGAGGAUGAUGUGCGAACCGUGUGCUGUUCGUUCAUGGAGUAUCUGGAUUGCUCGGAGGCAGCUGCCCGGAAAACUUGCGGGCGGGAAACGGCCAUGUUUACGAGGGGGUUCCUCGACAAGAUGUCAUCCACCUUGAUCAAGAUGUACUGCGAGGACUACUACAAAUCCAACAAAUGCCCAUCAGUGUACACGUCGUCAUCCAGCAGUCACUGGAAUCAGCUCCACGGUGUGGCGCUUCUGCUUGUUCCAACCUUCGUCAGCACGCUCAGCAGUUGGACGUCAUCCUGGACGACGCUCCUAAGGUUACGAUAA
Messenger RNA from Anopheles coustani, 918 nucleotides. RefSeq lists its product as uncharacterized. The coding region runs from base 10 to 918 and encodes 302 amino acids. The transcript has 4 exons. Lineage: Eukaryota; Metazoa; Arthropoda; Insecta; Diptera; Culicidae. The record is from RefSeq and is a predicted model, not a curated record.